Molecule: messenger RNA, 2034 nt
Organism: Theobroma umbraticum
Lineage: Eukaryota; Viridiplantae; Streptophyta; Magnoliopsida; Malvales; Malvaceae
Product: cytochrome P450 94C1-like
Molecular function (GO): iron ion binding; monooxygenase activity; oxidoreductase activity, acting on paired donors, with incorporation or reduction of molecular oxygen
Source: RefSeq, a predicted model, not a curated record
CAAUUUCGCUUCCUCUUGUCCCCCCACCGCUCUCUCUCUCUCUCUCUUUCUUUUCGUUCUAGCCUUAAUCUCCUCUCUCUCUUUUGUUUCCCUUUGUUUUUUCAUUUUUACUUUAACUUUGAUUCUUCUUCUAUGGAACCUGAAGCUUACUGGUUCUUUCAGGUUCUUCAUGCUUCUUUUUGCGUUCUUAUCUUCACUUUUACAAUCCUUUCUCUUUUUUCUCUCUCGUUUUGUUUACUCAGACCAAAACUCUGGUGCAACUGUGAGAUUUGCCGCGCUUAUCUCUCCUCGAGUUGGUCAAAACAAUUUGAGAAUCUUUGUGAUUGGUACACUCACCUGCUGAAGAACUCGCCUGGCAAAACUAUCCAUAUUCAUGUUCUUGGCAACACAAUCACAGCCAACCCUGACAACGUUGAGUACAUGCUGAAAACAAAUUUUGACAACUUCCCCAAAGGGAAACCUUUCUCCACGAUCUUGGGUGACUUUCUUGGUCGAGGCAUAUUCAACGUGGAUGGUGAUUCCUGGAGGUUUCAGAAGAAGAUGGCAUGCCUGGAGCUUGGGAAGCACUCGAUAAGAUCUUAUGCUUUUGAGAUUAUCAACUGUGAGAUCAUAAACAGACUUAUCCCGUUAUUAUCGUCCGUUGCAACCGGCAAAGAACAGCGGGUUUUGGAUUUACAAGACGUGUUUAGAAGGUUUUCGUUUGAUAGCAUAUGCAGGUUCUCUUUUGGGCUGGACCCUAGAUGCCUAGAGCUGUCUCUACCCAUGUCGAAAUUCGCCACGGCCUUUGACUUAGCCUCCAAAUUGUCAGCUGAGAGAGCCAUGACUGCUUCCCCCCUUCUAUGGAAGAUCAAACGGGUUUUGAAUUUAGGCAGUGAGAAGCAACUGAAGAAGGCUGUCAAGAUUAUCAAUAUUUUAGCCAAAGAGGUAAUAAGGCAAAGGCGCAAAAUGGGAUUUUUAACCCAUAAUGAUCUUCUCUCCCGCUUCAUGUGUACCGUAAACGAUGAAACUUACUUAAGAGAUAUUGUUAUAAGCUUUUUAUUAGCUGGCCGUGACACGGUGGCAUCAGGUUUAACAAGCUUGUUCUGGCUACUGGCAAAGCAUCCAAACGUAGGGUCAGCGAUUAGACAAGAGGCGGAUCGAGUUAUUGGGCAAAACCAGGAGCUGACAAGCUUUGAACAGAUGAAAGAACUCCAGUAUUUACAAGCAGCAGUGUAUGAGAGCAUGAGACUCUACCCUCCUAUUCAAUUCGAUUCAAAGUUUUGUCAAGAGGACGAUACACUACCCGACGGGUCCUUUCUGAAGAGAGGAACUAGGGUUACCUACCAUCCCUACGCUAUGGGACGGAUGGAAGAGAUAUGGGGUCCAGAUUGCUUGGAAUUCAAGCCUGAAAGGUGGUUGAGAAACGGUGUUUUCUCUCCUGAAAACCCUUUCAAGUAUCCAGUUUUCCAAGCCGGAUUCAGGGUGUGUUUGGGGAAAGAAAUGGCUCUAGUGGAGCUGAAAAGCGUGGCACUUUCACUCGUUCGGCGAUUCCAAGUCGAAUUAGUGGCACCACAUCGGACACCACGAUUCUCUCCUGGGCUUACCGCCACUUUUAGUGGUGGACUCCCUGUCCUGGUACGAGAAAGAGAAUCCCAAUCAUAAAAUCUCUUCAAACAUUAGUAUAAUAGUACAAUUAUGGCACUUAAGCCGAUCAAGUUUUACAAGUGUGUGGUUAAUACUACAGUAUGGAGACAGAUUCAUCGUCAGGGGCUGUCAAGUUGCACAGCGUGAUUCAUGAUAUCGAAAGUGACGUAAGAUUCAAUGGCUAAUUUGUGCUCGAGGAAAAAAGUAUCCCUGUUUAUCAAUAUAAUUUCGUUACUCAUUGGAAUAUUUUUAUCUGAUGAUUUGUACCGAUAGGACAUUAGAUCUUAUUCUUGUACAAAACUAUGGGUGGCUGGUGUUUUUUGACUGUAUAAACAGUUGCAGCCUGGUGUUCUUAUCAGAUGGAUGGAGCUUUGUUUUGUUCAUCAGGUCAGUCGCACUCUAUGAAGCUAU